This is a messenger RNA of Stegodyphus dumicola, 827 nucleotides long. RefSeq names its product histone H2A. The record is from RefSeq and is a predicted model, not a curated record. NCBI's taxonomy places the organism in Eukaryota, Metazoa, Arthropoda, Arachnida, Araneae, Eresidae. Gene Ontology annotation, cellular component: nucleosome. Gene Ontology annotation, molecular function: protein heterodimerization activity; DNA binding; structural constituent of chromatin.
GCCAGACAUAAUAAGUACAGAGUUGAUAAAAAUGUCUGUCCAGGACCGUCGCCAGUCAUUAUUUCGUAUACCCCACAAAUAAUAUCGUCAUGUCUGGUCGUGGAAAAGGUGGCAAAGUAAAGGGGAAGAGCAAGACUCGGUCCAGUCGUGCUGGUCUUCAGUUUCCUGUAGGUCGUAUCCAUCGUCUUCUGCGAAAGGGAAAUUAUGCAGAAAGAGUUGGUGCUGGAGCUCCAGUGUAUCUUGCUGCAGUUUUAGAAUAUUUGGCAGCUGAGGUUCUUGAGUUGGCCGGUAAUGCUGCUAGAGAUAACAAGAAGACCAGAAUAAUUCCAAGACAUCUGCAGCUGGCCAUCAGAAACGACGAGGAGUUGAAUAAAUUACUCUCUGGCGUCACAAUUGCACAAGGUGGAGUUCUACCCAAUAUCCAGGCUGUUCUACUUCCCAAAAAAACCGAAAAGAAAGCAUAAUUCCUACUUCCCCUAACGCUUCAAAAAAAAAAAGGCCCUUUUAAGGGCCAGAAAAUGUACGAAGAAGAGAAUGCUUAAUUGCUUAUACUGAAAAUUGCAGCAUACGUUGGUAAAUCUUUUCCAUACAUAUAUUUCAUUCAAAAUUCGCACAAAGAUGUGCUCCCAGGACACAUUCGUAUAUAUUUUCAUGUACAUUAUAAAACAUUAACUCAUGGGACUCGGAAAGAAAGGCUAAUGCUAAACUAUAGGUGAAGGGAGUUUAAGGCGCAUCUGAGAAGUGGCGCCAUCUUGCUGUAUACAUUUGUACUGAAAAGUCGUUCUAUUCUUAACUUUCGUAAGUUAUUACAACGCAUAGUUCGGUGU